AUGGCGUCGUACGAUAGUCAAAACCUUCUCCCCGGCAACGGUGGCCGGAUAAAUGGAGGCAACAUUAGCGUCGUUAGCAGCCGUAGCGGUGCAACGACAGCCCCGCACAAUGAGACAGAAAAGGCUCCGUUCUUGGAAAAAAUGGAACCGGUGCGGCUUACACCGGCCUGGGAAGAGCACAAUCUUCCGAACGAUGAGCUCAACUUCAGGGGGAUGACAAUGGAGCGGGCCAAGAUGGAGUUAAAUCCACCGCGCGACAAACUACGACUCGUCUUUCUCACACUGAUGAUCCACGGCAUCGGUACGCUAAUGCCCUGGAACAUGUUCAUCACUGCCAAAUCAUAUUUUGUAGAUUAUAAGCUAAGUCAAAACUACACGGGCGUCGAGUUAGAAUAUGGAACGUACUUUCUCGCGUACGUUGGAUUUGCUUCCCAGGUUCCAAACCUUCUGUUUAAUUGGCUCAACAUUUUUAUGAACCUUGGUGGCAAUCUCACGAAACGGAUCGUUUACAGCAUUCUCAUAGAGGUGAUCGUCUUUGUCGUUACGGUAGUGCUGGCCAUGAUCAACUCGUCCGAAUGGCCCGGUGCAUUCUUCUGGAUCACGAUGACCACAGUGGUGAUAUUGAACAUGGCUGGUGGAAUUUAUCAAAACACCGUGUACGGGAUGGCCGCAAAGCUACCGUUCAAGUAUACGGGCGCAGUCGUUCUUGGUUCGAACAUUAGCGGCACGUUUGCGUCAAUCAUCUCGAUUCUCAGCUCACAGUUUGCAUCCUCCGUGAGGACGGCAGCCAUCUAUUACUUCAUUACCGCAAUGUUUGUGCUGUUGCUUUGUUUCGACACAUACUUUGCGCUACCAUUGAACAAAUUCUAUCGCUACCAUGAGCUGCUCAAGGAAAAGGAAAUCGAAUCGAACCAACGGGCAAAUGUGGGUUCCCGUCCACCGUACUGGACCAUCUUUAAACAAGCGUUCCCGCAGCUAUUCAACGUGUUCUUCGUGUUUUUCAUCACCCUGGCCGUGUUUCCGGCCGUGCACUCCGACAUCAAGCGCUCGGAUAGCAACUUCAUCAUCGAGGACGAUCUGUUCGUGAGUAUCUGCUGCUUCCUGACGUUCAACGUGUGCGCCAUGCUCGGUAGCCUGCUGACGUCCUGGGUAACCUGGCCCAAGCCCAAGUACCUGGUAUGGCCCGUAGUAUUGCGGGCAGCCUUUCUGCCACUGUUCCUCUUCUGCAACUAUCAGCCGCUCAACAUUUCGCGCGUCCUGCCCGUCUACAUCGAUCACGACUGGGUGUACUGGGGUAUCGCGAUCGUGAUGGCCUUCAGCUCCGGAUACUUCAGCUCGCUCGGUAUGAUGUACGCACCGCAAUCGGUGGAACCGCAGUACGCAAUGACGGCCGGCAUGUUUGCGGCCGCCAUGCUUAUUACCGGUAUCUUUACCGGCAUUCUGUUCUCGAUGGUGUUUCCAAUGGUGGUACAGUAUAACUUCCUCGAAUGGCUUCACUAG
Anopheles marshallii is the source of this 1500-nucleotide messenger RNA. It is a transcript of the gene Ent2, whose product is annotated as equilibrative nucleoside transporter 1. Bases 1 to 1500 code for a protein of 499 amino acids. Gene Ontology annotation, biological process: nucleoside transmembrane transport. The transcript is spliced from 7 exons. Gene Ontology annotation, cellular component: plasma membrane. Lineage: Eukaryota; Metazoa; Arthropoda; Insecta; Diptera; Culicidae. The record is from RefSeq and is a predicted model, not a curated record. Gene Ontology annotation, molecular function: nucleoside transmembrane transporter activity.